GCAUUCCUGCUUCAGGAUCACAAACUACAGCGCGCUUCAGGUCCUCGGCAUUCCCCUCCAUGGCGACUUACAGCUUCAGGCAAACCACCUCCUCCGUGGCAGGGGGACCCUGCGGCCGCUCGCUCCGUUUGGGUGGCGGCUCCUUCAGGGCUCCGAGCAUCCAUGGGGGAUCCGGUGGCAGGGGAGUGUCAGUCUCUUCCGCCAGAUUUGUCUCUUCUGGCCUAGGAAGCGGCCUGGGAGGCGGAUAUGGAGGUGCCUUCAGCAGCAGCUUUAGUGCAGGCUUCGGUGGUGGCUAUGGCGGGGGCUUGGGCUCUGGUGACGGUCUCCUCUCAGGGAAUGAAAAGACAACGAUGCAAAACCUGAAUGACCGCCUCGCGUCCUACCUGGACAAAGUGCGUGCGUUGGAAGAAGCAAACUCAGAUCUUGAAACUAAAAUCCGGGAGUGGUACCUAAAACAAGGACCAGGCCCUGCCCGAGACUACAGCCCUUAUUACAAGGCUAUUGAAGACCUCCGAGACCAGAUCCUUGCUGCCACUAUCGACAACUCGAAGGUUGUCCUGCAGAUUGACAAUGCCAGACUGGCCGCUGACGACUUCAAGACCAAGUUUGAAACAGAGCAAGCUCUUCGCAUGAGCGUGGAGGCCGACAUCAACGGGCUGCGCAGGGUGCUGGACGAGCUGACGCUGGCGAGGACCGACCUGGAGCUGCAGAUUGAGAACCUGAAGGAGGAGCUGGCCUACCUGAAGAAGAACCACGAGGAGGAAAUGAGUGCCCUGGGAGGACAGGUAGCCGGCCAAGUCAGUGUGGAAGUGGACUCUGCUCCAGGCAUUGACCUGUCCAAGAUCCUGGCCGAUAUGAGAGACCAGUAUGAACACAUGGCGGAGAAGAACAGGAAGGAUGCUGAGGCCUGGUUCCACAGUAAGACUGAGGAGCUGAACCGUGAGGUAGCCGUCAAUACCGAACAGCUACAGAGCAGCAAGUCUGAAGUCACUGACCUGAGACGCACCCUCCAAGGGCUGGAGAUAGAGCUGCAGUCCCAGCUCAGCAUGAAAGGCGCGCUGGAGAGCACCCUGGCAGACACCGAAGGGCGUUACGGCGCACAGCUGGCGCAGAUCCAGGACAUGAUUGGCAGCAUUGAGGCGCAGCUGGCUGAGCUCCGCGCUGAUAUGGAGCGCCAGAACAGCGAAUACAAGAUGCUCAUGGAUAUCAAGACCCGUCUGGAGCAGGAGAUCGCUACUUACCGGCAGCUCCUGGAGGGUCAGGAGUCCCAGUUGUUUGGAUCCCUUUCUGGAUCUCCCGAGACUGGGCUGCUGCACUGAUCUGUGCCACAGAAAAAGUCAAAGUGGUGGAUCUGGCCAGAAUUCAGCAAGUUUUAGACAUCAAAAGCUAUUAGACAUCAGGGAAAAAUAUCAGACUUUGCCACUGUAAAACACACAAAUCAUUCCCCCAGGUGGAAGAAUAGGAGAAAUUUCAGCCUGCCAGCUCAGGGGCAUUGUACCAACAUGCAAGUAUGACUGGCUUCUAAAGGUCAGCUGUAUUGUAAAAGUGAUGCAUGAUUCAAAUCAGUGCUAUGAAGAACAAAACUUCUGAGAGAAGGGAAUGACAGAUGAGGCACCAAGUAAGCUCAGUAACUUGCAGAAUGGUCUUAAGUGUUCUGGUUAAGGAGCUGUUGUUCUUUUUCUCCAUAUCAUUGCAGACAAAAGAGACAAGCCGGCAGAUGGAAAAUAAUACUGAAAGUCCCAUAACUGUCAUCUUCAAGAUGAGGGAAAUAAAGGAAUUAAAAUGCAGAGGAAUCACACUAAACUGCUGGAAAUUGAGUGCACAGAGAAUCCUUGACUACACAGAGUUUAAGUAGAUUGGUUCAUUUAGCAGCGAUUAAUUUGCAGACUAGGUUAGGCUUUUAAUUACUUCCAGUUCUUUCUUGUACUGAAAUGCUGUAUCUAUUCCAAUAAAGAUGAUCUUGCAAUCUC
Molecule: messenger RNA, 1970 nt
Organism: Gallus gallus (chicken)
Lineage: Eukaryota; Metazoa; Chordata; Aves; Galliformes; Phasianidae
Gene: KRT24
Product: keratin 24
Exons: 8
Coding region: 60-1319 (419 amino acids)
Molecular function (GO): structural molecule activity
Source: RefSeq, a predicted model, not a curated record